AUGCCCAGGACGACGACGACGGAGGAAGGCGCGGAGAGAAGUGGAACAUCACGACCGCUGAUGUACACGGAGGAGCUGGUACCCAAAUUCAGUGGGCAGGACCAGACUGACUCAGCAGCACGGUGGGCGCAAGAAGUCGAAGACAACGCCGAGAUCUUCGGGUGGACAGAGUUGCAGCGGCUGAUCGUAGGGCGGAGGUCACUGACGGGUACAGCGGCGCUCUGGCUGCGGUCGGAGAGGCCAUUCAAGACGUGGGAGGCUCUAAAAACGGCGAUCACAGAGGAGUUCCCAGAUGCCGUAGACUCUAAGACCAUACACGAGAUGAUGAGCAGCAGAAAGAAGAAGCCUGAUGAAAGUUGCUUGGAAUAUUUUUAUAUUAUGAAAGAGUUGAGUAAACGAGGGAAGAUAGAUGAUUAUGUUGCCAUCAAAUAUAUAAUGGACGGUAUAGUGGACCAUGAGCUAAACAAAGUGAUGUUAUACAGUGCCACAACAUAUUCAGAGUUGAAAGAGCAACUAAGAAUUUAUGAAAUUGUGAAGGAAAAGACGAAGGGCAAGAGUCAGGAGAGACAAUAUUAUACGACGAUGAGUGCAUCGACGGCGCACGCUAAAGCGGCGUCGCCGGGUGGUCGUUCGGACCGGUCGCGCGGCCCCGACGAGGUGCCCGCGUCGCCCGGCAUGAUGAACGCCACGCAGCUGGCUAGGCGACUGCGGAUGGAGAAUGAGCGGUUGCAGGCGGAGCUAACAAGAGUGCGUCGGCUGCUGGUGUCGGCAGCGGAGCGGGGGGAGGCGGGCAGCGCGCUACUGCAGCGGGCGCGGGCGGAGGGGGCGCGGGGCGAAGGGACGCGGGCGGAGGGGUCGGACGCGCCGGCGCCGGACCCCGAGCAGUUGGAGAAGGAACUGCUGCUGGCCAGGGAGGCUGUCAAUUCUCUGAAAGCGGAUAAAAAAAGAUUGAAAGCUGAGAAAUUCGACUUGUUGAACCAAAUGAAGCAACUCUACGCCACCCUCGAAGAUAAGGAGAAAGAGCUACGGGACUUUAUCAGAAAUUACGAACAGAUGCGCUCGCGAGGCGGCGCGUCGUCCGCCCUGGGCGCCGAGCGGGCCGAGCGAGAGCGCGAGCGCGCGGCGCUGCUCCGCCACGCGCGCGACGAGGCCGAACGCUCGCUGCAGCUGGCUGCGGCUCUGUCAGCAAGGGACACGCAACUGAGGCAUGCCAGGGAACAGCUUUUUGAGGCUCGCAGACAGUUGCAAGCGGCUGGUUGCCUGUCGGAAGGGGAGAGCGUGGCAUCGCUCGGGCUCGGCCCGCCCAUGAUGCUGGGCCCGUCCGGCCUGAUCGGCGACCGCGGCAGCUGCAGUGCUGACAGCGGUGUCAGAGUGACGGGCAGCAGCGACGGUGGCGCCACGUCGGUGUGCGGCGGCAACCUGUCGGACUCCACGGCGGAGGGCGCGCCGCCCAACCUCGACCCCUACGACACUGACGCCGUGUCACUCGUAUCCUCCGCGCAUCACAUCUACCAGUUGAACACGCCCCGCGACUGCAGCCCGACUCUGUCGCCGCACAACAGCGGCUCUCCCUUCAGCCGCUCCAUCGACGCCGGCGCGCUCUCCAGGUCAGUGGAGCAGCUAUCCAGCCCUGGCGAGUGCGAGUCGCCCCUGGCGGUGGGGCUGCGGGCGCGGCCGGGCAGCAAGGGGGCGCGCGGCCGCGGCUCCGCCUGGGGCUCCAUCUCGCGAGUGUUCGCCCGCAGCCGACACCGCACCAAGAGCGGGAGUGCGGCGAUUAGUGGACAUGAGAGCGAGCCAGUAUAUGCGAGCGCCACAGGCCCGGGGGUGCCGCGCGCGUGGUCCCCUCUGGGCAGCGAGGCGGCGCUACGUGAGGCCAUCUCUCUGCCGCUAGCCCGGUGGCGAGCCCCCGCCAUCAUCGCCUGGCUCGAACUCGCACUAGGCAUGCCGCAGUACGCCGCCGCCGUCGCCGAUAAUGUUAAAAGCGGGAAGAUCCGUGCUUUGAAUGGGCAGGUCCUGCUAGAACUGACGGAUGCAGACCUGGAGGUAGGCCUCGGCGUGACGCAGCCGAUGCACCGGAAGAAGCUCCGACUGGCCAUAGAGGAGCGGAGGAGGCCAGACUUAGUCAGGAACCCCAGCAUCGGACAGCUGACACACGCGUGGGUAGCGGCUGAAUGGCUCCCGGAUUUGGGGCUUUCGCAGUACGCAGAAUCAUUCCUGGGUAACCUGGUGGACGCGCGCAUGCUGGACACGAUCAGCAAGAAGGAGCUGGAGAAGUACCUCGGCGUCACCAGGAAGUUCCACCAGGCGUCCAUCGUGCACGGCAUCCAUCUGCUGCGCAUCAUGAAGUAUGAUCGACAGGCUUUGGCGGUGAGACGGCAUCAAUGCGAGAAUGUGGACGCGGACCCGCUGGUGUGGACCAACCAGAGGUUUAUACGGUGGGCGCACAACAUCGACUUAGGAGAAUUCGCUGACAACCUGAAAGACAGCGGCGUCCACGGCGGGCUCGUGGUCCUGGAGCCGUCGUUCACGGGCGAGACCAUGGCCACGGCGCUCGGCAUCCCGCCCUCCAAGAGCAUCAUACGACGCCAUCUUGUCGCAGAGUUCGAUGCCCUCGUCAUACCCGCCAGGAACAUGUUCGGACACCAGAUCAGGAUGCUCGGGAGACCGUUCUCCAGGUCGGUGGCCACGGGCCUGCCCGGGAUAGACCUGAGCGGGGACUCCCGCAGACACAGCUUGCGAGGCUCCAUAUCGCGCGCGCUCGGCGUCCUGAAGCCGAAGCACGACCGCCCCUCCCCCUCCAGCUCCAGCGAGAGUUCCUCGGUCCUCAGCCUCAGCGGGCCCUACCAGAUGUCCUACUCACCCCCCAUAGGGAUGCGCACUCUGUCCCAGCUCAGCAUGGCCUACGCGCCGCCCCCGACGCUCCAGGAGUAUGAGCCGAUCUACACGCCGUUGAGUCUUUACUCGCAGUCCAGUGUGUCUACGCGGGACAGUCUGCAGCGGCUCAAUGAGGCCAAGGCGGAUAAUGUCAGCAUCACGCCCAGAACAUACGGUCACAGGGCGGACCACGCACACAGGGUGAGCUCCCCACUGCCGGCCAAGUCUGCCGACGACUCGGUGGUGAAGCAGCGCCGCCACCGCCGCGUCAAGAGUAUCGGAGACAUCAACGCCUGCACCAAGGGAUCUGUGUAG
Plutella xylostella (diamondback moth) is the source of this 3189-nucleotide messenger RNA. The record is from RefSeq and is a predicted model, not a curated record. NCBI's taxonomy places the organism in Eukaryota, Metazoa, Arthropoda, Insecta, Lepidoptera, Plutellidae.